UCCCCAGCCUACUUUAAUCCAAUGGACUGCUCCAAGCUCCUGACCACGGACCAGUAUGACCAGAUCAGGGUGUACUCCUCUUCUGAUUGGUCAACUCCUCAGCAGAUUAUCCGGCACCCACACAGGCAGUUUCAGCACCUCACACCUAUCAAGGCCUCGUGGCACCCUCUGUACGACCUGAUGGUGGUUGGACGGUACCCUGACGAGAGGGUGUGUCCAGGUGCCCUGAGGACCAUCGAUAUCUAUGAUGCCAACACAGGAGAGCUGGCAUGCCAACUACUGGACCCCAACGCCCCUGGCAUCAUAUCUGUCAACAAGUUCAAUCCAAUGGGAGAUGUUUUAGGAUCUGGAAUGGGAGUGAACAUCCUAGUGUGGAACAGAGGUGAGACAUCGGCUGGUAAGCAGCAGAGAGGAGAGCUACAACAGGAAGCAGGAGUCCAGGUUGGCAGAGGCCAGCGGAGGAGAAGAGGGGAGACUCGGAGGGGGGAGGAUGAGGACGACAUUGGGAAGCUGAAGAAGAAGCUGUCUUCCUCCUCGGUGACCAGAACCAGAACAUCCAGGGACAAACAGCACAACAGCCAGACACAGAAGGGUCCAAAUAAAUAAACGGGGAGAAGGAGAGAGAGGUUUUUUUGUGAUGUUGGAAGAGUUAUGUAGUUAUGUCUAUGACAUUGUCACAUACAGGUAACUGACAAAAUAAAGGAAACACCAACAGACAGUGUCUUAAUAGGAUGUUGGGCCACCACCAACCACCAGAACAGAUUCAGUGCACCUCGGUAUAUAU
Salvelinus namaycush (lake trout) is the source of this 784-nucleotide messenger RNA. RefSeq names its product DNA damage-binding protein 2-like. Bases 22 to 606 code for a protein of 194 amino acids. The record is from RefSeq and is a predicted model, not a curated record. The transcript is spliced from 4 exons. Gene Ontology annotation, biological process: DNA repair; response to UV. NCBI's taxonomy places the organism in Eukaryota, Metazoa, Chordata, Actinopteri, Salmoniformes, Salmonidae. Gene Ontology annotation, cellular component: Cul4-RING E3 ubiquitin ligase complex; nucleus. Gene Ontology annotation, molecular function: protein binding; damaged DNA binding.